Drosophila sechellia is the source of this 1235-nucleotide messenger RNA. RefSeq names its product double-stranded RNA binding domain-containing protein blanks (gene blanks). The record is from RefSeq and is a predicted model, not a curated record. Gene Ontology annotation, molecular function: double-stranded RNA binding; siRNA binding. Gene Ontology annotation, biological process: regulation of regulatory ncRNA processing; siRNA processing. The transcript is spliced from 2 exons. NCBI's taxonomy places the organism in Eukaryota, Metazoa, Arthropoda, Insecta, Diptera, Drosophilidae. The coding region runs from base 97 to 1095 and encodes 332 amino acids. Gene Ontology annotation, cellular component: RISC complex; RISC-loading complex; nucleus.
GUCAUUCUUGACGCUACAAAAGUUUUGAAGAAGCAGAGCUAAUUUGAGUUUCAAAUAAUAUAAUAUAUUGGUGCAAGCGACAAGCCCAUCGUAGAGAUGAAGGACCCAUUGAAUCCAAAUCCGUCUGCCCAAGGGGAUGCAAUUGCUGUAACUAUUCCGCUCGCAGAUGAUUUGAACGCAUCUCCUAUCCAUGUUACCAAUGCCAUGGAUUGUGAUGCGCCCGAAAAGCCAUUAGAAUUGAAAAAAAAAGCCGAUGAUAAAUCUUCUCGCGUGAUCACUGUUGGCGAUUCUCAGUCGCAUAAGCCAUUAGAAUUGAAAAAAAUGGCAGAUGAUGAAUCUGCUGUCGUGAUCAAUGCUGACGCAACCAGUGGCUCUAAGAAGCAAAAGAAAAAGAAAAAUAAGGGGAGAUCGAAACGUACCCAAAAGGCAACUAGUCGCCCGUUGACCAUGUCCGUGUCCGCCAAGGAUGCGCUUAUGGUUUUGAAUGAGUUGAAGGGCGUGACAAUCGACAAAAUGGAAGUAAAACGAAAGCACGAUGGGAUAAUUAUGGCCUACAUUGUUGUUAACUCAAAGAAAUACGAAGGGAAGGGUUUUUCGUUAGCCUCUGCCAGGAAUGCAGCUUGCGAGAAGGCUCUGCAGGGAGUCUUAACCACCAAAAUGAAAGCUGUGUUGGACGAGCCAGAAAAUAGCGCGGGCAGCGAUGAGGAUGAUUUACUCGGAAAGAUGGCCUCUUAUGCCGUUCACAAACUUGCUGAGGAAUGGAAGAGUAAUGAUAUUGAUGUCGCAGCCGUGUAUAAUGACUUGAAGAAGAAGCUGACGCCUGGCUUCGAUCCAAAGGCAUCGUCGCCAGGGAAGCCGUUGCCCAAAUCAUGGAAGAAUAUGGACCCUUGCAUGGUUCUUACCUAUAUGCGCCCCCAGAUAAACUUUAAAGUUUCGAGUUUCACUGGUACUGACCAAAAUAAAACUUUCUCCAUGAGCGCCCGUGUGGACAACUGCGAGUUUAAUGCUGAUGGGCCAUCCAAAAAGGUAGCCCGCUACAGACUAACCGCUUUAGUUUGUAACAAACUUUUUGGAACCGAAUAUCCACAAAAAUAAGCGAAAACAUCAAAUGGAUCUGGGCGCAUUGCCGGCAACACGUAAUACUGACUUGAAUAAAUAUAAUAAUACCUUACAACAAAUAACACUCUUCAUUGUAUUCAUUUGUAUCGUAAAUAAAACUUAAACCACUUCAUUCA